Microstroma glucosiphilum is the source of this 760-nucleotide messenger RNA. RefSeq lists its product as hypothetical. The record is from RefSeq and is a predicted model, not a curated record. NCBI's taxonomy places the organism in Eukaryota, Fungi, Basidiomycota, Exobasidiomycetes, Microstromatales, Microstromataceae. The transcript is spliced from 5 exons. The coding region runs from base 105 to 605 and encodes 166 amino acids.
GACUCGGUGGGACGAGCUAGGGCCGAAAGCAUCGGCAGCGCUAUCUUCCCCUGGAAUAUGCCAGUAGUUUCGCGAGAUGCUGAGAUUAGCGGUGAGUCGCUUGAAUGUUGAAAGGAAGUUCCGAGAGGGAAGCUGACGUCGGGCAUCUCACUCUAGGCUCCAUUCGUGGCGAUCGCACGCCUCGAAGUCAUAGGUCCCUCUCUGUGGGAAGCAUCAGCGCUCCCGUGCUCGGCCGCCACGGAUCUGUAGCUCUGCCAUCGCCCGCUCGUGAGACCGAGUACGCGCAUGAGGCCGAGGACCUUGCUCAAGGCGAUGAGGGCGACCAAAUGAUCGAGAUCUACGAUAGCCAAGCUGCUCAGAGCGAGUUCCACAAGGAGACGCAGAACUUCUUCAACUUCGCCAAGCGUAUUGCGGUCGAGGUUCAACCUGAGCCUCUGUUUUUCUCGGAUCUUGCGCCUGUAGCUGACUCGAUGCCCACGGUUGCUGCUCAAGCUUUCUACCAUCUUCUACAGCUUGCCACUAAUCAGGAGGUGCAAGUCCAACAGGAUGAGGCUUAUGGUGAGGUUCGCGUUGUCAUUCCUGGAACCCAGGAUCUCUCGACCUGAUCGAUUCUCCGCCGCUCCCGGCCCGUGCGAAGAUCUUGUCACGGAGACUUUCCUCUGCUGAAGCUUCGACGCCAUCGUGUUCCCAUUACUACGCUACAACCGCCCCUUCUUCCAUGUCCUCUCAAAAUCAAGAUGUUACCUCGCCUUCAGGGAGU